AACCCAACUAACUUAUUGGUACAUACCGGCUGCCCGCCUCCUCCGUCCUCCCCUCCUCCGCUAUUCCAACGACCGUCUCUCCCUAUUCCUAGUACCCACUUUACUUCAUUCCCCGUUCUAUUGUUUUCUUUCUAAUUUCCUCAAUUAUUGCCAACCAGUCUGGUUGCAGGUUGUCCUAAUCGCGACUUGGGAGAAAGGGGAACUGUGGACGUGUGCGCUCCAGCUAUCCGUCAUGGCAUCCCAAACCCCAGCCGUUGUCAUGGACAACGGUACUGGAUAUUCUAAACUUGGUUUCGCCGGUAACGACUCGCCUUCGUUUGUCUUUCCCACCGCAAUUGCUACCAAAGCUGGUACUGGAGCCACUAAGCCUCCUGUUGCGAACAAGCCCGGAUUCUUAUCUGCAGGUGGUGGGGCGAGCUCGCACUUGUCUGCGAAACGUGGUACAGAAGACCUGGAUUUCUUCAUCGGUGAUGAAGCUCUAGCUGCUGCCAAUGGUCCCGGAUAUGGCAUUAACUAUCCCAUCCGGCACGGUCAGAUUGAGAACUGGGAUCAUAUGGAACGGUUCUGGUCGAACUCAAUUUUUAAGUACUUGCGCGUCGAGCCAGAGGACCAUUACUUCUUACUUACUGAACCUCCCCUGAACCCUCCCGAGAACCGUGAGAACACUGCGGAGAUCAUGUUCGAGUCGUUCAAUUGCGCCGGUCUUUACAUUGCAGUUCAAGCCGUGCUUGCACUCGCCGCCUCAUGGACGUCUUCUAAAGUGACCGAUCGAUCCCUCACAGGAACUGUCAUUGAUUCAGGUGACGGUGUCACCCAUGUCAUUCCCGUCGCGGAAGGCUACGUCAUCGGGUCCUCCAUCAAAAGUAUACCCAUUGCCGGUCGAGAUAUCACGUAUUUCGUACAAAGCUUGCUUCGUGACCGAGGCGAGCCGGAUAGCAGUUUGAAGACAGCAGAGAAGGUCAAGGAGGAAUAUUGUUACGUGUGCCCGGACAUCGUCAAGGAAUUUGCUCGCUAUGAUCGUGAGCCCGACCGCUUCCUCAAGCAUACUGUCACCUCGCCUAAUGGCCGUUCGGUGAAUAUCGAUGUCGGAUAUGAACGUUUCCUUGCUCCUGAGAUCUUCUUCAACCCUGAAAUCUAUUCUUCGGACUUUCUGACUCCGCUGCCGAACGUCGUUGACGGUGUCAUCCAGUCUUCCCCUAUCGAUGUCCGGAGAGGUCUUUAUAAGAAUAUUGUUUUGUCUGGAGGAUCCACGCUAUACAAGGACUUUGGUCGGCGUUUGCAGCGUGACAUCCGGCAUCUAGUCGAUGCUCGCAUUCGUGCGUCCGAGGCCCGCAGCGGUGGCGCCAAGAGUGGUGGAUUGGAUGUGGCUGUUGUGACGCACAAGAGGCAGCGGCAUGGGCCAUGGUUUGGAGGUAGCUUGCUGGGUCAGACACCGGAAUUCCGCAGCUACUGCCACACCAAGGCAGAGUACGAUGAGAUAGGCCCCAGCAUUGUCCGGAGAUUUGCCCUUCUCGGAGGCCCGGGCAGCACGUAAAUAGAGGAGCUUAGUUGUCAGUCAGUGUGUUCAUUAGCUUUUUGUCAAUAUUUUUCUUUCUUUUACGAUGAUUCGCAGCCCUCUUCAAUCUGACGCUGCGCGUUUUCAUGUAGUUGGGUAGAUCAGAAGGAAAAGACCUAACCUGAAUACUCCCGCUCAAUGUAUGUAUGUAUAUAUGCACUAGAGUCUCAUGAGCGGCCUCCUCUUUUGGAUGCUCCUAUAGGAACAGAGAGUGAUCAAAACGUUCCAAGGCCUAUCAUUUCCUGGUACCUACUUGUACCCACCACAGUCAAGACUAUACAUCGAACUACCGCCAACUUAAUAGCAAUGGAGUU
Molecule: messenger RNA, 1869 nt
Organism: Aspergillus alliaceus
Lineage: Eukaryota; Fungi; Ascomycota; Eurotiomycetes; Eurotiales; Aspergillaceae
Product: actin-related protein 3
Exons: 4
Coding region: 233-1534 (433 amino acids)
Biological process (GO): Arp2/3 complex-mediated actin nucleation
Cellular component (GO): actin cortical patch; Arp2/3 protein complex
Molecular function (GO): actin filament binding
Source: RefSeq, a predicted model, not a curated record